Hibiscus syriacus is the source of this 903-nucleotide messenger RNA. RefSeq names its product polyubiquitin 11-like. The coding region runs from base 1 to 903 and encodes 300 amino acids. The record is from RefSeq and is a predicted model, not a curated record. Gene Ontology annotation, biological process: protein ubiquitination; modification-dependent protein catabolic process. Gene Ontology annotation, molecular function: ubiquitin protein ligase binding; protein tag activity. The transcript is spliced from 4 exons. NCBI's taxonomy places the organism in Eukaryota, Viridiplantae, Streptophyta, Magnoliopsida, Malvales, Malvaceae. Gene Ontology annotation, cellular component: nucleus; cytoplasm.
AUGGCCCCUGAUCAAACAAUGCUGCAAAAUAUGGAGAUGAGGAGUGAUGAGAGCUUCCGACAAUAUGCACAGCAAUGGAGGGAUGUUACAUCUCAAAUACCCAUAUACUUGAAACUCAUGAAGACAGAGGCCUUGAAAGUUAAAUCUAAUGAAACCGUGAAGAAUUUGAAGGUAUUAUUACACGAAAAGGGAAUGGUUUCCAGUAAUAUUCAGGGUGUUUUCUUUUCUGGUAAUCUGCUCAAGGAUGAUGAGAGGCUAGUUGAUAUGAAAAGGACCCUUGUGGUGGAAGCAAGGGCUCAUGAUACCGUCCGAAGUAUCAAGUCGUUGAUCGUGGCGAAAGAGGGGAUUGAAUUUGAUCGAUUCUCGCUUGACGUGGUAUCGAUUUAUGUCAAAGCACUAACCGGAGAAGUUGCGAAACUCAAGGUUAAAGUUACGUUUUCCGUAGCCGAUGUCAAAGCAAUUGCUGAGAGUAUCUUGGGUGCCUCUGCAGGCAGUUUGUCCUAUUUAGGACAGCAGCUUGAGGACUCAAAGAUAUUGGCUUGUUAUGACAUCAAGGAGGUAUCUAUGCUAGAGAUAUUGCUCCCGUUAUUUCAAAUAUUUGUUAAAUCCUUGAGUGGGAGAAGAACUCUUGACGUACGGUCGAGUACAACUGUUGAUGAUGUGGAGGACAAUAUUUAUAAGAAGUUGAAGCUUCCGGUCGAUCCACAUUUUAACAUUUUAUUUUCUGGAAAACGGCUCAUAGGAGGACGUAGUCUGGCUAGUUACGGCAUCCAGAAAGACUUCACUUUAUAUGCUUUGGCCCCGCUGCUGAUGACCGUCAAGCAUAUGAAAGUGAGAGACACCGGUUGCCAUAUAUCUCACUCUACCACCGUUCAUGCUGUUAAGGAAACAAUUUUCCGGUGA